Molecule: messenger RNA, 2579 nt
Organism: Capsaspora owczarzaki ATCC 30864
Lineage: Eukaryota; Filasterea; Ministeriida; Capsasporidae
Exons: 14
Coding region: 1-2481 (826 amino acids)
Biological process (GO): protein phosphorylation
Molecular function (GO): protein kinase activity; protein binding; ATP binding
Source: RefSeq, a predicted model, not a curated record
AUGAACGUGAAAGCCGACCACGAAGAUCUAUAUCAGAAUAUGAAUCAGAGACAGCGCGAGUUGUACGAUGAAGUCAAGAAUGCGAAUGGAGAGCUCGACCUGGAGCUAGGUCAGAUUGGCGAUGAAGAAGCGAAGGCGAUUGCUGAGGCACUCAAAGUGAACAAUACAGUGACUGAGCUCUUUCUGCAAGAGAAUGACAUUGGCGAUGUUGGAGCGCAGGCCAUUGCCGAGGCACUCAAAGUGAACACGAAGUUGACUACGGUCUAUCUUUACAACAAUCUGAUUGGCGAUGUUGGAGCUCACGCGAUCGCUGAGGCACUCAAAAUGAACACGACGCUGACUACGCUCUAUCUGGGCAAGAAUCAGAUUGGCGAUGUUGGAGCGCAGGCCAUUGCUGAGGCGCUCAAAGUGAACACGACUCUGAAGGAGCUCUAUCUUGAAAGGAACUUCAUUUCCGAAAAUGGCAUCAAGGCCUUGAAUCAAGUCGGCAACAGAUCAUGCAAGCUUUGGACGGACGAUCAGCGCAAGCCGUCACCUGCUCAACUACAGGAGAUGGCGUCUCGCGCCGCUCAAGCCCGUCCCAGCGUGCUGUUAGAUCAGAAUACGAAUCAGAGACAGCGUCAGUUGUACGAUGAAGUCAAGAAUGAGAGUGGACAGCUCUAUCUGGAUCAAGAGCGGAUUGGCGAUGAAGAAGCGAAAGCGAUCGCUGAGGCACUCAAAGUGAACACGACGCUGACUACGCUCAAUCUGCAACAGAAUCAGAUUGGCGAUGUUGGAGCGCGGGCGAUUACUGAGGCACUCAAAGUGAACACGACGCUGACUACGCUCUAUCUGAGUGCGAAUCAGAUUGGCGAUGUUGGAGCGCAAGCGAUUGCUGAAGCACUCAAAGUGAACACGACGCUGACUUGGCUCUUUCUGGACAACAAUCUGAUUGGCGAUGUUGGAGCGCAGGCGAUUGCCGAGGCACUUAAAGCGAACAAGACGCUGAAGGCGCUCAAUCUUGAAAGGAACUUCAUUUCCGAAAAUGGCAUCAAUGCUUUGAAACAAGUCGGCAACAGAACAUGCAACCUUUCGACGGACGAUCAGCGCAAGCCGUCACCUGCUCAACUACAGGAGAUGGCGUCUCGCGCCGCUCAAGUCCGGGCCACCAUUCCAACAACUAAAGAUCCGCAAGUUGCCCGUUCUGCAGCCGGCAUGCCACACGCGGCUCCAAGUUCCAGCUACGCUGCUUCUGCUCCGACGCCUCCGCCCCGUCCUCCCAAACCUGCAACGUUACGAAUGUCCAGUUCCAAGUCAAGCGCGCAUCAGGAUAUCCGUCAACUGCAAGCUCGCAUUGCCCAGCUCGAACUCGAGCGCCAAGCACCACCAACAACCUCUGCUGUCCCCAUCCUCUCCAGCAUUCCGCGAGUGUCGUUGCAAGUUCUGUCACAAGCCACAGCGCAGUUUUCAGAGUCUAAGCGCAUUGGUGGAGGAGGAUUUGGCAGCGUCUACUCUGGAGUCUGGAGCGGUCAGCGAGUUGCUGUCAAACGCUUGGCAGCGGAUUCAACCCAAGGCGUCGCUCAAUUCGAGGCAGAGCUCGAAGCCCUCUCGCGUUUCCGUCACCCGAAUAUCGUCACCAUCAUGUGCUAUACCCAGGAAGGCAACGAGCGCUGCUUGGUCUACGAACUGAUGGCCAACGGUUCUGUUCGCGACCGUCUCGAUCGCAAGGGUGGCACGCCUGCAUUGAGCUGGCAGCAACGCCAAAAUAUUGCGACCGAUAUUGCAAAUGCUAUGCACUUUGUGCAAACUGCCAUUCCGCGUCAGCCGCUGUUCCACCUGGACCUCAAGACAGACAAUGUACUUCUGGACGCUCACUUCAACGCAAAGGUCGCCGACUUUGGUCUGACGCGCUCUGCGCCAGCUCAAGUAGAUGCGCACAGUUACAUUCGUACGCAGACUGUUCAAGGAACCCUUCAGUACAUUUGCCCACAGUACCAACACGAAGGCAAGGUCUCCGUCAAAACUGACGUGUACUCGUACGGCAUGAUUCUGCUUGAGCUCGUUACUGGACAGCAGCCCAGCAUCGACUUGAUGUCUACCGUUCGACACCAGCUGAAGCGGAGCCGUAAAAUCGAUGCACUGCUUGACAAAGCCGUUGACUGGAGCAGUCAAGACAAGGAGUCGGUUCAAGUCAUCGCCGAGCUUGCGGUUGAUUGCCUCGAUCCCGCACGAGUCUAUCGACCAUCGUUCGGCGAGGUCCUGAGACGAUUGUCGGGGGAAGAAGCUGAAGUAAAUGAGGACGAGCCGAUCGAAAACAGUGAUCGCGAGUGCUUGCUUUGUUGGAGCGCCCCGACGAAUGCCAAGCUGAUGCCGUGCUGCCACGCAUGUGUCUGCGUUGCAUGUGCUCAAGAAAUGAUACAGCGUCGAGACAAGUGCAUGAUUUGCCGCGUCCCUCCGACCGCCUUUGAAACUGGCAAAUACAACCAGACUUUUGUUCCGUGAGCCUUUCUGUUGUUUCUUGUUGAUGAUGUUCUGUAGCUGUAGAUGUUGCUGUUGCUGCUUGCUGUUGUUGUUGAUGUUUGUUGUUGCUGCUGUUCAAG